Trichogramma pretiosum is the source of this 2106-nucleotide messenger RNA. RefSeq names its product palmitoyltransferase ZDHHC23 (gene GABPI). NCBI's taxonomy places the organism in Eukaryota, Metazoa, Arthropoda, Insecta, Hymenoptera, Trichogrammatidae. The transcript is spliced from 3 exons. The coding region runs from base 827 to 1819 and encodes 330 amino acids. Gene Ontology annotation, biological process: protein targeting to membrane; peptidyl-L-cysteine S-palmitoylation. The record is from RefSeq and is a predicted model, not a curated record. Gene Ontology annotation, cellular component: endoplasmic reticulum; Golgi apparatus. Gene Ontology annotation, molecular function: protein-cysteine S-palmitoyltransferase activity.
UUAUCUGUCUCUCUGCGCGCCUUAUAUUCCGUGGCUGCGGAUUAUCGUAGGCGUAUUAAUACGGAGCUGUGCUCCGCAGUGGCGAGGCCGAUAAACAUUGUAUAGCAGUAGUAGCCCCGCAGUCGCCCGUGUAUAUAGGGCGCAUCGUUACCGAGUACUUCUGCGGCGAAUCGAGAUUCACUUCAUCGAGCCAGCGGUGGCUUUAUUAUUUUUUUUUUUUGUUGCUUUUGCUUUGCUUCUCGUCGGUUCUUCCCCACAAAAAAGCUGCUUCGCAACUUGCGCGCGUGUAAGUGGUAUAUAUAUAAGAGAGAGUACAGUACUGUCAAGCGCGCGUGGGGUGUGCUUCUGCUACUAUACCAUAGUGUGGUGGUGCACCUUUCGAAUGUCCGCAGUGGCUCUACACACAUCGCGAAUAUAUAAUAAUACCUUAUAGGCGUGUGAGUACCGUACUCGAAGCUCUGCGGCAGUAGAGAAAUAUCGUGAAUAGAUACUGCAGCAGAGGGAGGCUCGAGCCGCGAAUCGUAUUAUACAGUCGUGUUUUGUGCGCGGAACGUCGAUAUCAACACAACGCGAGCUUACCUAUCUAUCACGUGUGAGUGUAACUGCUGUGUCGGUGUGUGUGUGUGUGUCAAACGACGGCGUCACAAAGCCUCGUACUCAUCGUAGAAGCAAAACAAUACACGCAGGCAUCGUGCUUUGUUUUGUCAUUGUUGUUAUCGCUGUCAACAAUGAGCUUGGAAUCCUAACCUCAUCCUCGACAGCUCGUCGACAGCCGUGCGCGAGCGAGUUAUCGUUAUAGCACGCGUAUUAUGCUUCUGCUACCGCUAUGAAACUGUGGAGCCGACUAUUGACCGGCGGCUGCUUCGGCUGCGGCAAUCCCGUGCGCGCGGCUUUGGGCCGCUUCUGCGGCGACGGCGCGGCUUCGCUGAGGCAUCGCGUCUCCGUGGACGCCGUCUUGCCGCUCCUGCUGGUGCCCGCGCUGCUCCUCCUCGCGGCCCUCAAUCUCGCCUGCAGCCUCUUGGUCCUGGUCGCGACGCCGCUCUUCGUCUACUAUGCCAACCGCAACUUUUUGCGCUUUCUCAUGCGCAGCAAGUUCUUCCUCUGCUGGCUCAUCGCCAGCGCAGGCUGCCUCAUGGCCGUGUUCGAGCUCGCAGUGGUGCCCCUCCUGGAGAUACUGCCCGAGGAGAAUUACGUGUUCGUAGCCGCGGUGGUGGGCGGAAUUCUGACGGCCAGGAGGACUGUCAAGUGUCAGUACAGCGCGACGAGUAGUCAGCAGCAGUUGUUCGAUCCGAUGAGAGAGACCUUGCUGGACGUCGAUGACAGCUCGGAUCAAGCCGUCACCGAGAGCCACGUCUGUCAGACUUGCAAGAGACGCUUUCCUCGCAAAGCCUAUCACUGCAGAGUGUGUCAGACCUGCGUGCCGGGUAGAGAGUAUCAUUGCAAGUGGCUCGACUGCUGCAUAGGCUACAGCAAUUACAGAUGGUACAUGAUCUGUCUGUUCAGCUCAGCCGUCGCCUUCAUCUAUGGAUCAAAUUUAGCUAUUACCUCUGUUUGCCAUCCAUUCUUAUUUGCCUUUGGUAUUCUGUUACCCGAUGAUUGCAGCGAUGUAUACUUUCAAUACGAUAUGGCUCUGUGUUUUGUCUCAUCGAUAUACAGUCUAUUAAUAGGUCUAGUUUUAUCAUAUUAUUUUUUCAAACAUCUAUGGCUGCUGGCUAUUGGAACCACAUGGAACGAGAGAAAAGCAGCAGCAGCCAAGCACAAGAAUCAAACGAAUCAAGAGGAAAAUCAAAGAUUCACCAGUCACCAGUUGUUAUUAUAGUUCAAAGCAAAUCAAUGUGAUCGUAGAUUAAUUAGUUAGUCAAUUAGUUAGCGAAACUUUUACAAUUUUUGGUAAUCAAAAAGAAGUGUAUAGUGUAUAAAUGUACUUAACAGUAUUGCUAUAAUAAUCUAGUAUCUGUGAUACGAAAAAAACCUAAGCUGAAUUACCAAAUUAAAAGAAAAAUGUCGUUACAAUGAGAGGCAUGUAACUCCGAUACAUGGUAUUACAUUAGUUAUUUCUGCUUACACGCAUAAUAAUAUACAAAUAAAAAUCGUUUUGAAAUCGGA